Molecule: messenger RNA, 252 nt
Organism: Trichophyton benhamiae CBS 112371
Lineage: Eukaryota; Fungi; Ascomycota; Eurotiomycetes; Onygenales; Arthrodermataceae
Exons: 1
Coding region: 1-252 (83 amino acids)
Source: RefSeq, a predicted model, not a curated record
AUGGGAGAAAAAUCUCCUGCGUCCGGCCCCGUGUCUCUCUCCCAUCCAGCGCACUGCCUUACAGCAGAGGCAGCAACCCGGGAACUAGCCACCAAUGCCGACGAUGGCCUUACCGCGCAUGAAGCUAAGGCUCGCCUGGAGAAAUAUGGACAGAACAAGCUCGAUGACGGAGAAGGCGUCUCGGUCAUCAAGAUCCUUAUCCGUCAAAUUGCAAACGCCAUGAUGCUAGUUAAGCGGCCCAUUUCAUUCUGA